Molecule: messenger RNA, 2138 nt
Organism: Sinocyclocheilus anshuiensis
Lineage: Eukaryota; Metazoa; Chordata; Actinopteri; Cypriniformes; Cyprinidae
Product: N-acetylgalactosamine kinase-like
Exons: 10
Coding region: 157-1527 (456 amino acids)
Biological process (GO): carbohydrate phosphorylation; galactose metabolic process
Cellular component (GO): cytoplasm; cytosol
Molecular function (GO): galactokinase activity; ATP binding
Source: RefSeq, a predicted model, not a curated record
GAAUCCAGCCGAACGGCUUUGCGGGAUUCGUGUCAGAUUCUUCCGUAUUGUUAGACUCAUGAUUCCGGGUGUGACAGUCAGCUGACAGCACUUGUAUAGUGUCAGUCCACUCGUGCAUAGUGUAUUUAAUGCAAAACAAAGAUUAAAAACUGCACAAUGGCCACAAUUCCACCGAAAAUCAAGGUGCAGGUCAGUGGAAAAGAGAGGUUGCAGAAACUGAAAGAGGCUUUUCAUGAAACAUAUGGACAAAUGCCUGUCUUCUACGCUUGUGCUCCAGGGAGGGUGAAUUUGAUUGAGCAUAUUGAUUUUGUUGGCUAUGCUGUCCUGCCAAUGGCAAUAGAGCAGAAUAUUCUUGCUGCAGUUUCUGUCAGCGACUCCAAAACAAUCCAGCUGGCCAACACUGACCCCAAAUACAAGAAUUUCACUGUGUCUGUUGAUGGCAUCUCCAUUGACAGAGAGAAUCCUCAAUGGCACUAUUACUUCCUUUGUGGAGUGAGAGGAAUCCAGGAGCACCUGAGCUUGUCUUCAUUGGCAGGGAUGUGUUGUGUGGUAGACGGGACUAUCCCGGCCAGCUCAGGUCUUUCCAGCUCCAGUGCCCUGGUGUGCUGUGCCGGUCUGGUCACGAUGGAGGCCAAUCAGAAGUCUCUGUCUAAGGUGACUCUUGCGGAGACGUGUGCCAAAUGUGAGCGUUAUAUUGGCACUGAGGGGGGAGGGAUGGAUCAGUCCAUUUCUUUCCUGGCGGAGGAGGGAACAGCAAAGCUGAUCGAGUUUAAUCCGCUGCGAGCCACAGACGUGAGGCUGCCUGAUGGGGCUGUCUUUGUAAUCGCCAACUGCUGUGUGGAGAUGAACAAGGCGGCCUCAUCUCACUUCAACAUGAGGGUGGUGGAGUGCCGCAUUGCCACGAAGAUGCUGGCUAAGGUGCGCGGCCUGGACUGGAGUCGUCUGCUGAAGCUGGGAGAUGUGCAGAAGGAGCUGCAGGUGAGUCUGGAGCAGAUGCUGGAGCUGGUGGAGGAGGCGCUGCACCCUGAACCCUACAGCACAGACGAGAUCUGCAAGACUCUGGGCAUCAGCGCCGAACAGCUGUGUGAAAACAUCCUCAGCGCCAACACACAGCAUGCGACUGAUUUUAAAUUGUACCAGCGUGCCAGGCACGUGUACGGCGAGGCUGCACGCGUCCUGCAGUUUAAGGCCGCGUGCGACUCUUCCCCUGCCAACGCCGUCGCUCAGCUGGGCGACCUGAUGAACCGAAGCCACGCCAGCUGCAGAGACUUGUACGAGUGCAGCUGCCCUGAGCUGGACCAGCUGGUGGACAUAUGUCUGCAGGCGGGUGCCGUGGGGUCGAGGUUAACCGGAGCUGGAUGGGGAGGUUGCACGGUUUCCAUGGUACCCAGGGAACGAAUAGAUUGCUUUCUCCAGACUGUGAGAGAACAUUAUUACGUGCCUGAUACCCGUCGAUCCGCUCUGGAAAAGCAGAGUUUAUUCGUGACAAGGCCGGGAGGAGGGGCGGCAAUUUUCAUAGAGGAAUAAAUAGUAGCGGGGCAAUUUUCUCUCAUUUUAGCAACACAAACGAGCCUGUGGCCUCAGAAGCAGGAGGUGGUAUGUAUAAUGGCAGAUAUGAUGAAAGGGAAAAAACAGGCCGUAUAAAGUCUGAAUGGGCAUUUUUACUCUGUAUGUCUUAAAAGAAUGAAGAAAUCAGCACUCUGAUCAUUUUAUACCCAAUUUAAGGUUGUCAAGGCAUUAGAGAAAGUGCCAAGAAUUCCUGCUUUGAGGUACUUUCUGAAAGCGUUGAAGGUCAAUAUUCAACUUAAUGUGAUUCUACUUUUUAUAAUUAAUAAUAAACAUGUCGUUAGUGCUUUUUACUAUGGUAAUCAUCACUAUUACUAUUGCUCAUACUUGUCUUUAGGGAUUCAAUCUACCUUGGAAGUAUUACAAGUAAACUGAAGUAUUGCUCUGAAGUUGCGGUCACAUUUUCCGUUGUUUGGUGAAUUUUCGUGGGCUAAAUCCAGUCAUUUCAAUCUAUGCAAGCAGGAAUUUCAUGUGAGGCCACAAGAUUUCCCCAUGCAGAUUUUGCAAAGGGUAAAAAAAGUGCUAUAUGAAACAUGAAUGCAAACAUUCCUUUUUUAAAAUAAAUUAAACAA